Rhodofomes roseus is the source of this 801-nucleotide messenger RNA. RefSeq lists its product as uncharacterized. The record is from RefSeq and is a predicted model, not a curated record. The transcript is spliced from 3 exons. NCBI's taxonomy places the organism in Eukaryota, Fungi, Basidiomycota, Agaricomycetes, Polyporales, Fomitopsidaceae. The coding region runs from base 1 to 801 and encodes 266 amino acids.
AUGCAGGUAUAUGACCUCCGGCCGCCCGUCACCUCCCUACUCCCCGACAGUCGCGGCACCUCGCACUACAUCUUCCGUGGUCGCCCUAAGGGCCAGAUAGACCAAAUCCUCGACGAUGGCGAUAAGCGUACGCAGUCUCGUCAGCAACUCCUCGACGAGCUUGAGGAGCUACACCGCCACGCGGAGGGAUACGAGCAGAUGAUGCAUGAUCUCGACGUUGCCCUUGAGGACAAGACGGCGAUGAUCGCCUCCCUCAACGCAGAGUUAAUUGAUGCGCAGUCAAAGAUUGUCGCGCACGACUUAGUACUCCAAAAUCACAUACACGAUGUGAACGUGACUCGCUUGGAGAGGGAUGAUUUGCAGAAGGCAAACUCGAAGCUCAUGUCGGACCUGGGGUCUACGAAGGAGGUCAUCCGGGACUUGAAGAAGAGGCUGUCGGCAAACCGUGGUGUUCAAGCUACGCCUGGUGGUGCACUCUCAGGCACAGCAUCGCCCUCGACUUCGGCUCAGCCUCAUCUGAGCGUGCAGGGCGCCACUAGCACCGCAGCAAGCGAACUAGGCUCGCGGUAUGCUCGGGGCUUUGGUCAUGCCGUCCAAGAAGUCAUCGAGAAUCAUCACCUUGAUUACCUCGUUCACAAUACUUGUGAGAAGGUCGCCGGUAGCAGUGCUGCGCUGGUCUGGCCCCGACUUCUCGCAGGUGAGCUCAUGACACAGUUCCACGUCGUCGCUGAGGACUGCGGGGCCAUCGCCUUGGAGCUCAGUGAUGCGAUGCAGGCGGAUCUGCAGGGCACUGGGCGUUAG